Galeopterus variegatus (Sunda flying lemur) is the source of this 3818-nucleotide messenger RNA. RefSeq names its product sorting nexin-29-like. Bases 1 to 429 code for a protein of 142 amino acids. The record is from RefSeq and is a predicted model, not a curated record. Gene Ontology annotation, molecular function: phosphatidylinositol binding. The transcript has 4 exons. NCBI's taxonomy places the organism in Eukaryota, Metazoa, Chordata, Mammalia, Dermoptera, Cynocephalidae.
AUGUUGCCAUCCUCAGCGGUCUACAUCCGAAUCAAAGAUGAUGAAUGGAAUGUCUAUCGGCGGUAUACGGAGUUUAGGAGUUUGCACCACAAGUUACAAAACAAGUACCCUCAAGUGAGGGCCUACAACUUCCCCCCCAAAAAGGCCAUUGGAAACAAGGAUGCCAAGUUUGUUGAAGAACGAAGAAAGCAGCUUCAGAACUACCUGCGCAAUGUCAUGAACAAAGUCAUCCAGAUUGUCCCUGAGUUUGCCACCAGCCCCAAGAAAGAGACUCUCAUUCAGCUGAUGCCCUUCUUUGUGGACAUCACCCCUUCCGGAGAACCACCAAACAAGAACAGCCGGCCCAAAGUGGCUUCCCGCUUCCCCAAGCUGUCCCGAAGUCAGCCCAGGGAGACGCGCAACGUGGAGCCCCAGAGCGGUGACCUCUGACCUCAAUGGAACCCCAGAGGCAGGCUGUACAUGUCACACCAGCUGCCUCCACCCCGGCUACUCUGUUUCCGAACUGGCCACGGCAGCUGGCCCAUACAUCUUAGGGUGAUAACCCUCUUCACCCGGUGAACCCCAGAGAGCACACCUUCCCCACUGGAAACAUGACACCCUAAUUAAACCGGUCAGUUUCAGAGCCACCAUGUUAUUAUCCCCAGAGCAAGGCGGCUCCUCCUGAAUACUGGGACGUGUGGUCACUGCUCUCCCAGGGUCUGCCCUUGGCAGCAGAGGCCACCUGUUCUCCUUCCUCCUGCUCGGGCUGUGAGCCCCUGGUUGAGAUGCACAACUCUGAGGUUUCAUGUGGUCAGGAGACUCCUUCCCAAGCCACCUCCUGACUCUUUCCUGCGUGGGAAUUAGAGUGACUGUUAGCCUCUUUUAUUUUUAUUUUUUCUCUUUAAUGUAAUUGACUGUUACAGCCUAUGGACAGAUGGGGGGUCUUGUUCCCCUCCAUUUUGCCCUCUACCAGUGGUUACUAGACACCAGCGGGAUUGCUGCCUGGGCUCUUAGAGGCGUCAUGCUCCAGGGAGACAUUUCCCCAUGGCCUUGUGAAGGAGCCACUGCUGGUAGUUAACUUUGGUUCUUGGAGAAGUUCCUCCAGCUCCCCGUGGUUGGCUUCAGGAGGGAACCUGAAGUCACCUAGGCCCGUGUGCACCUUGUCAGGCUUGGAGGGGCUCAGACACACAGCCCAGCCCACAGCAUCAGCCUGGUGACCCUGCGUUGGAGAGACUUGGCUCUGGGAACCACAGAAGAAAGUUCCGUCAGCCCUUGGCUUUUCAGACCCAGCUCUAUCUCGGUGAACUUGGACACAGCAUCUGCUCUGAACAGAUCGUGGUUGUCCCCUGAGACACACAUUUGCCAUGCACCAUCUGUCCCCCAAAAUACUCUUGUUGGGAGCAGAACCCUGUGCAUCCCCCAAGACUCAUUCCCCUGUUCCUCCCAGCCUUAUCUUGCCCCUGAAGUUCCUCCCGCAGUGAGCCCGCCAUGGCCUGGCAGGACCGGAGCUGGGUCGUGGGCGUUAAGCCCCAGGAUCACGGAAUUGUCUCCUACCCGGUCAGUAGCUGCCUUUGCUGCUGAGUGCAGUUAGGAGUAGUUCACACUUUCUAGGGGAGAUAUUAAGAAAGUAGAUAGGAGGUCAUGAACCAGACCAUGUAAGAAUAAGGUUGUGCGUUCCUCUCUGACCGACGCAGGUAGAGUCAUAGGGAACUGAGGGUGGAAGGUGAUGUUUGGAGGGCAAACCUCGACUCAUCCUGCAACUGCUUCAGUUCACUGGCUUGAAACUUGGUGGAUGACCUAAAUGAGCGUGGCGCAUUUCCUAGCUACAGGAAGACUGGAAAGAACCACCUGGAAGAUUUAUGCGGUGUGAUCCUCUAGUAGCCAGAAGGAGACUUCUCAGGGAAGUAAAGGAAAGCUGAGACCAUUUACACACAGCCCUGCAGAGAAACAGAGGCUGCCUGGAUGCCUUCUGAGAGGCCCUUGGACCAGGUGAGGCAGGACAGGCCUGCUGUUCUUGAUGCAUGGGAGCACGGGGUAGAGGACCUGAGAGACAUCUGGGUCCUAGAAAGGCAAUAGGGUCUGCUCCUUGUCCACCAAGGUGGCUGCUGUGGCUGAUGACUUAGAGUCUCCUGGACUAAGUAACCAGGGCCUGUCUGGAAGCUUAGGCUGCCCAAGUCCUGCCUCCCUGACGUAGGGCUUCAGUGCCAGCUAGAAGACUCCACACCACCUGAUCCUUCUGUUUGCAUUUGGUACGGAAGAGGAAGGGAACCUCCCAUCUCAGACAUCCGCACCCCCGCCCCACCCCAAAUCUCCCAGGCUGAUGCUUCCCAUCUGUGCAGGCCUUUUCUGCACCUGACCUGAAAUGCAUCUGCACAUAGUUUAAAAAGCAAAAAAAGGUACCCAGAGCUACACCAGAUAGCUGCUAAGCCCUGAGAAACAUGUAUAUGCCCAGCUGCUAUUUAAAAAGCAAGACAAAGUCCGCCUCCCCCUUUUGUGAUCAUGUAGGAACCCUGGACUCAUCUUCAAGGUACAGGCCAUCCCCUCUCCUCUUAGCUCAGAUGUGCACAUGACAGGGACAUUACAGCCACUCCCUGUAGCCUUAACUUUGGAAUCACGUAGCAUGUUCUGCAAUGAUCUAGUGCAUGCAGCUGCUCAAAAUCCUCCUGUCCUGCUCUCUGGUGUGGUGAGAUGGACUUCAGGCUAAAGAGACAGGCGGCAGACUUCCCAAAUGCCACCCCAGGGGACAUAGACUCAACUGCCCUUCAGCCCAGGUCCAGUUCUGAGGACCUGCUGUCUUCCUCCCGCUGAACCACCUGCCCAGCCCGCGUGACCCAUCAGUGGAAAAGACAUCCCUGCGGAAGGGAGCUGCCAAAGCUCACCUUUGUCUCCUCGAUCCAGUAAGAUUCUUUGGGGUCUCCAAAGUUGGCAUCGGACAGAGGAAGCCCUCCCCAUUCAGAGAAACCAGAGGGGCCUGGGCAUCUAGUCCCACCUCUACUGCGAGGCAGAAUCCACUCUGGGUCCUUUCAUCUAAGAAAAACUGUAUCUUCAUGGUCUGCUGUAGCAAGAACCCACUGCACAGCAUCAGGUUUGGUCCCUGCUACCAUCUCCUUUCUUUUUUUUCCUUUUCCCCCAGAUGAAACACUCAGGAAAGGUAGGCCUGGGCAGAGAUGGCUCUCCUUAAAAGAGAGAACUAAAGCGUCCAGGAAGGGAGGUGAAAGGCUGCUGUGACCCUAGCCCAGAAGUGAUUCCUGACUUGGGAGAGAACAGUCCCAGCCGGCUCUUCUGGACUCAGUCUGAAAUUUCAGCUGGACACAGCUGGUUCCAGCUCCUUCGAAUCUCAUUCCCGGGCACAGGCUGCUCAUGUUACUGACAAGGAAUCACAGAAAGCAGAGCUGUGGGUUAAACUACCAGCAUUUCUGUACAGUCAGGUCCUGGAGGAGGAGAAGACUUUCACAGAAGAGGCUGGUACAGCCCAUGGUGGUGGCCACUUAGCCAGUAACCAGGCACAUCCAAGGGCUUCCUGGUCAGCAAAGGGAUCAACAGAUGGAGUUAGAAGAGGAGACGGUCUUUGAGAUCCGGCAGGAGGCACGCGCCCCGAGGGGAGGGAUGGGGAUGAGAUCUGACUGCAGCACUUGGCUCUGCUUCACGUGUGGAGCUUAUGAACAUGAGUUCUUUGAAAUUUUAAAGCAGCGGCAGGUUGUGUGGGUGCUUUUAAAAUUUCGAGGCAAUUGAAAGCCGUUUACAUCAUCAGUUGAUAACGCAGCUGUACCAACAGGCAACAGGCACAGGAGGCCCAGUAAUUACUCCUCAGGCUUUCGGCCCAGAGUCAGGGAACAGGA